Vitrella brassicaformis is the source of this 4363-nucleotide messenger RNA. NCBI's taxonomy places the organism in Eukaryota, Vitrellaceae. The record is from the annotation of a GenBank genome assembly.
CCCCCCCACACACACACACACACACUCCCAGCCGCAACACCAUCCACCAGUCAGUCGACGAGAGAAAAAGUGAUCCAUCGAUCGAGAUCGAUCGGCAAAGUAAAGUCACGGGUCGGCUCAGGCAGGGAGGCCGAGCGAACCGCAGAGAAAAAUCCCAUGUGUGUGUGGACGACAGAGAGGGAGAGAGAGAGAAUGCCAGACAGACAGACAGAGACCCAAUGAAUGAGCACAUGAUGGCAUGAUGCCAGCCAGGUAGACAUCAACACACACACACACACACACACAGAGCAUCGCAGAGAGACAGAGAAAAGGGGCGGACGGCAGGCAGGCAGGCAGCUAGCGGCAGGGGGGAGCAGCCAGGAGCGAGCAGCCCACCCAGCGAUCGCUGCCGUGGGACACACAAAAAUAGGACGAUUGAUGGCACUUCGUCAACACACACACAUGGCCGGCCGCUGGGUGUGUGUGUGCGUAUGUGUAGGCGUCGACAUGAGGGCAGCCACACAGACAGACCAUCCGGCGACAGAUAUAUAUAAAGAGAGAGACUCGUAUAUAUGCUACACACUCCUUCUUUCUCCUCUUCUCUCCCCUCGGCUCUCCCACGCUCCCCUGCUCCCACCGAAAAAGAAGACCCUUACAGAGAGACGUAUGUAUUGUAUCCCACACACAGACACAAAUCCACAGACACACAUCCAUCCGUCCACAGACACACACAUAAACUUGCCUCGCUCCCUCAUAGCUAUGUACCGCUGGCUGCCACGCCCCGGACGAACAUCCAUCCAUACAGUCAGCAGAAUCUCUGUGUUGGAGUAUCUAUCGAUCACAUCUCGUCCAUGUCGAGCGUGGCGUCGUGUGGCAUCGUCUCGCGGACUGUCCGGAAACCCCGCUCGGGCGACACCAAGCCGAGAUUGCUGACACUGCACACACACGACAAGAGAAAAGGGCGUGUCUGUCUGUCUGGCUGGCUCGGUGCGGGUGUGUGUGUGUGGGUGGGUGGGUGGGUGCUGACCGUGAUGUGUAGAUGCAGGAGUAAUCCUGAACCUGAAGUGACGAUGGAUGGAAGCACAGAGAGAGAGAGAGAGAGAGAAAAGGGUCGGUCUUUGCUGUGUGUGGGAAGGGAGGGCACCUAUGUGUGUGUUUGUGUCGGAGCCCUGCCCUCACCUGUUUGGCGAACCGAGAGUCUUGGUAUCCCGCUUUGAAGAGCUGCCCCCAUAUGGGAUGGAAACGGCUGUGGUACAACUGAUGACCACAACCACAACCACACACACAACACACAACACACACACGCAACCAAAGCAGUCACGUCACCUUGUGUGCCACCUCUGCGCCACUGACUGACCCAGUUCAUUUCCUUGAGCUUCAGCUUGUGGUCCUGCUGCUCAGCCUCCCACCGAUGGAUCUGUCCACACACACAUUCAGGCACCCAUACACACACAUGAUCAGAUCAGAUCGCCCACCAACACAACACACGAACCACCCACACGCACCUGCUCGACCAGUAUCUGCUCGGCCCUCGCGAGGUUCUCAUCCUCAUGCUCGUGCCGCAAGUGCAGCAGUGGCGACUCAUCCGCGUCACCAUCUGCAGGAGCAUCAUGGCCAUGGUAGUUGUUGACCUGGUGGUGGGUGUGGGUGUGGUCGGCAUGGGCCACCACAUGCGGCAUCCGGGGAUCGGCAUCAAGAUCAAGAUCAAGAUGCUCAUCACUCCCCUGUGCCAAGGCGUGUGUGUGCGGGGGUCUGGGUGUCCUCAUUCGGGUGGUCCGCAGGCUGACGAGCUGCAUCUUGAGGUCGUCGAGGACCACGUCGAUGUCCUGCAUUUCGUUUCUCAUUCGCUGAAUGGUGCCGGCGAGCUGACACACACGAGAUAAAGGUGGAUGGGGGAUGGGGGAGGGGGAGAGGGGAAAAGCAUAUGUGUGUGUGGGUCACGUACAUCUUUCUCCUGCUGGAGGAUCUUGACUUCGUAAGCCAGCUCAGGCACGAUCUGACAUGUCCGCCAACCCAAAUUCCUCUUCCCUGGUUAUCAACACACACACACACACACACACGCAGAGCAGAGCAGAGCAGAGCAGACACACACACUUGGUGCCCAUGACAUGGGAGGUCGUGUGUCAGCCCAGUCAGUGUGUGUGACCUUGGAGGAUGUCCGAGUACAUGUGGUCGCCCACAUAGAGAAUCUCGCUGCCCCGCGACUCUACCCGCAGCAGCUUGUGCAGGUGCUUCCAGUUGCCCCCCUGGAACACAUGACCCUGGUCGAUGGAUCGAUCAACACGCACACAGACAGAGGAGAGGUGAGAUGAACUCGUGUGUGAGGUGAGAGUGGGUAUGUCUGUGGCGUGGCGUGGGUUUGGUUAGGUUACUUUUUGCAAAAACCUCUGUAUGCUGUCCUCAUCUCCGUCGACAAUGGUGAGGUCGGCGUUGGCCAGACUGCCGUCCGUCGUGUUGACGCGGAACAGCUGCAGAUUGGGGUCGUUCAGAAAAUCUGAUCAAUCCGCAUGGCAUACACACACACAUAAAGGCCACAGACGAGUGCCCAGAUGGCUGCCAUCUAGUUACUCGGUUUCCCGCUGCCGACGAUGACGAUGUCGAAGAGUUCCAGCCAGUCCAAGCCCCGCUCCUCUUCAUAGUUGUUGCUGUUGCAAGAAUGGCAAAGCAGAGAUGGUCGGGCGUUGCGCUGCGUUGCGUGUCCCGGCUCCGGCUCACCCGACUAUGAAGUUCAUGGCCACAUGGGUGUAGUCCCAGUGGCUGUUGGUCAGCAGAAACACCUACACAUCACACAUACAACAAAAACACACACACACAUAAGCCAAGCCAUCCGCCAUGGUGUGGUGCCUUCCGCUCCCUCCCUCCCGCCACUGCCCACCCCACUCACUCCCUCAGUCACCUUCUUGCCGCUGGCUCGGUAUCUCUGUAUCAUGGGCACGAUGUUGAGGUCGGGGAAUACGUAUCUCGCGGGGUCCUGUGCGACGGUCUCCUUGAUGGUGCCGUCGCGGUGGCACAUGUCCACGCAGUGAUGCACCUCGUCGAACAUCUGGGAGUAGGGCGGGAAGGACAAGUCGGGCCGGGUGUCCUUCAGGUCCACCAGCUGGGCGAACAGACACGCGUCGACCAGCUGCACAGCACACAACCACAAACAGGGAGAGAGAGAGAGGGUGAUGAGACUGCCCAGCCCAUUGUGUGAGUCUGAUCUUGUUCGUUCUGUCUUUGUGACCUGGAAGAGGGUGUCGAUGGCGACAUAGUGUUUCUCCGAGAAGGACGGCAUUCGAUCGAAGUACUCGAGGUAGAGCGUCCUCUUCUGCUCCGAGUUGAGCAUCCGGGUGCCGUGGAAGACCGUUUUGACGUACUUGUGCCGGUCGACCUUCAGGAAGUUGCCCCUGGCCUUGUCGAUGACGACACCCCGCCGAAACAAGGCCGGGUUGUACUGGAAGGCGAGUAUUUCCUUUGGGUAGCCGUACUUGUAGACGAGCUUCUCCUGCGCCCCCCGGUAGCCCAGCAGGUCGAAGGCCACAUUGUACUGCGCCAGGGUGAAGUCCAUGUCGAAGCCGACCGCACGGAUCUUGCGCAUCUCCAGCUCACGGUUGCAAAAGAUGUCCUACCAGACAGACAGACAGACAGACAACAGAAGCACGUGUGAGGAAAGUACAGUUACUUGUCUGCCUGUCUGGCUGUCUGUCUGGCUGUCUGUCUAUCUGUCUGGGCCCUCACCUUGUUGCCCGACGUCCGAUGAUGCGGCACUUCGGUUUCGGUGGUGGCGGCCUUCCACUGCGGCUCCCCACUUCGCUGCAGAUCCACCCUGUCCAAAGUCACCACAUCGAUGCCGUCCUCGUCGAACUUAUAGAUGGGGGGCGAGUGGCUGGUCCUCGGCGCAAGGAACACGCCCUCGGCGGGGUUGCUUUGCAACGGACCCACCAGGGACGACACCACACUGGCGUCAGACACAGAAGAACCCACAGGCAGAUCCUCAUCGCCAUCAUCACCACCAGUAUUAUCGCUUUCUGACGGGGGCGCCUCGACAGCUGCCGUCGCCGCGUCUGUGUCGGCCUCGCCGAGCCGCACCGUUGCCGCGACCCGCCGCCUUGGCGGCCUCACGAGAUCCACCGAGCGCUUGUGCCUCUGUGAGCCGAGCAGCCUCCUUGACGGGAACUGAAAGGCCGAGUGGGAGGCGGGCUCCAGCUGACGCUGCGGUGAUGCUGAGAGUGGAGCACUCCUUCCAGCAGUGAGCAGCAGUGAGCAUCCCCAGAAGAGAGAGCGGAUCCGCGAUGGGAUAGAGGAGCUCUUGGCGCAGGAAGAUUCCAGCGUGGUGGCCAUAGCUGCAGGCGUAGAUGCUCGGCUCAGGCAGCUGCGUUUCCCCUCCAGACGACCAGCCGAUUCC